CUGAUCCACAGCUCGAGCUGAGCACGCCCUAGUCAUCGUCCUAGAUAGACGGGUUGGUUCGCAGCUGUGGGUGUGCGUGUGCAUGCGAUGGCGCGCGCAGGGCACGACCGCUUUCCCUUCCUAGCCACGCCCACGGCGGCGGCGGCCCCGCCGGCGCCCGCGAGGGGCAGGAACCCGCCGCUCGCCGAGAUACUCCGCCUCGUCGGCGCGGCCACCGUCGACGACUCGGGCGCCGCGGAUGAGGAUGGCUCAGCGGGCAACGCGCUGUCGUUGCCCAUGCGGCCUCCGGGGCGGACCAUCCAGUUCAGGCUGGCGUUCAGCGACCUGGCCUACAGCGUCCGCGCCGCGCGGCGGGCGCGGCCCGGCGGCAGCGGCGGCGGGUUUCGUCUGCCUCUGCAGAACCGGUGCGACCGCGUCACUGCGGCUGCGCCCGAUGCGCACGCGCCACGGACGAGGGUGCUGCUGGACGGCAUCACUGGGGAGGCGAGGGAGGGGGAGAUCCUGGCGGUGAUGGGGGCCAGCGGCUCCGGCAAGUCGACGCUCAUCGACGCGCUCGCCAACCGCAUCUCCCGCGACUCGCUCAAGGGCUCCGUCACGCUCAACGGCGAGGCGCUCACCGGCAACAUCAUCAAGUCCAUCUCCGCGUACGUCAUGCAGGACGAUCUGCUGUUCCCCAUGCUCACCGUCACCGAAACACUCUCCUUUGCCGCCGAGUUCCGCCUCCCGCGCUCGCUGCCCGCGACCAAGAAGCGGGCGCGCGUGCAGACGCUCAUAGACCAGCUCGGCCUCCGCGCGGCGGAGAAUACCAUCAUCGGCGACGAGGGCCACCGCGGGGUCUCGGGAGGCGAGCGCCGCAGGGUCUCCAUUGGCACCGACAUCAUCCAUGAUCCAAUCCUCCUGUUCCUGGACGAACCCACGUCGGGACUCGACUCCACCUCGGCGUUCAUGGUCGUCCAGGUGCUCCGCAGCAUCGCCGCGAGCGGCAGCAUUGUCAUCACUUCCAUCCACCAGCCGAGCCACCGCAUCCUUGUCCUUCUCGACCGCCUCAUCCUCCUCUCCGGUGGACGCACCGUCUUCAGUGGCCCCCCCUCCGCCAUUCCGGCCUACUUCGCCGAGUUCGGGUACCCGGUGCCCGACGACGAGAACCGCGCCGAGUUCGCGCUCGACCUAAUCCGCGAGUUCGAGUCGUCGCCGACGGGGACCACACCGCUCGUCCACUUCAACCAGAAGUGGCAGCUCAUGCACGCGGCGAGGCACUACCCAGCUGAUGCUCCCUGGGAGCCUACCAUGUCCCUGAAGGAAGCCAUCACCACGAGCAUCUCACGGGGGAAGCUGGUGUCCGGCUCGGACGUGGCCGGCGAGGCGGCGUCGAUGCACACCUACGCGAACCCGUUCUGGGUGGAGAUGAAGGUGCUGACGAAGAGGUCGGCGAUCAACACGCGGCGCAUGCCAGAGCUGUUCCUCAUCAGGCUCGGCGCCGUGGUGAUCACCGGCGCGAUCCUCGCCACCGUCUUCUACAAGCUCGACCAGUCCCCCAAGGGCGCGCAGGAGCGGCUCGGCUUCUUCGCCUUCGCCAUGUCCACCAUGUUCUACACCUGCGCAGACGCACUCCCGGUGUUCCUGCAGGAGCGCUACAUCUUCCUCCGGGAGACCGCCUACGGCGCAUAUCGCCGCACCUCCUACGUGCUCUCCAACGCCAUCGUCUCCUUCCCGCCGCUCGUCGUGCUCUCCCUCGCCUUCGCCUUCACCACCUUCUUCGCCGUCGGCCUGGCGGGCGGCGUGUCCGGGUUCACCUUCUACACGCUCGCCAUCCUCGCCUCCUUCUGGGCCGGCAGCGGGUUCGUCACGUUCCUCUCCGGCGUGAUACCGCACGUCAUGAUCGGCUACACCGUCGUGGUCGCCGUCCUCGCCUACUUCCUCCUCUUCAGCGGCUUCUUCAUCAACCGGGACAGGAUACCACAGUACUGGAUAUGGUUCCACUACCUCUCGCUAGUCAAGUACCCGUUCGAGGGGGUGCUGCAGAACGAGUUCGCCCGCGGCGGCGAGUGCUUCGUUCGCGGCACGCAGAUGUUCGACAACUCGCCGCUCGCCAUGAUGCCGGACGCGGUGAAGACGAGGGUGCUUGCGUCCAUCGGCUCCGCGCUCGGCGUCAAGAUCGGCCCCAACACCUGCGUAAUGACGGGGCACAACGUGCUCCGGGAGGCGGCGGUGACGCAGCUCGGCAAGUGGGAGUGCCUGCUCGUCACGGCGGCGUGGGGCUUCUUCUUCCGGCUGCUCUUCUACUUCAGCCUCGUCCUCGGCAGCAAGAACAAGAGGAGGUGAUCGAGCCGUACGGACGGGUUUGCGCGCGCGCGCGCGCGCUUGCAUAUACAUUUGAAUGGCCAGAGCAUUAAACGCGUGAAAAAAAAAAAGAGAGAUGAAAGGGUGCAAAAAGGAAAAAGGAUGGCCUAAUUAAUUCGAAGCAGUUUAAUAUGAUGUGCUUUUAAUUCGGA
Molecule: messenger RNA, 2492 nt
Organism: Oryza brachyantha (malo sina)
Lineage: Eukaryota; Viridiplantae; Streptophyta; Magnoliopsida; Poales; Poaceae
Product: ABC transporter G family member 6
Exons: 1
Coding region: 88-2322 (744 amino acids)
Cellular component (GO): membrane
Molecular function (GO): ABC-type transporter activity; ATP binding; ATP hydrolysis activity
Source: RefSeq, a predicted model, not a curated record